This is a messenger RNA of Octodon degus (degu), 4517 nucleotides long. RefSeq names its product anillin actin binding protein (gene Anln). Gene Ontology annotation, biological process: septin ring organization; mitotic cytokinesis; actomyosin contractile ring assembly. Bases 54 to 3449 code for a protein of 1131 amino acids. The record is from RefSeq and is a predicted model, not a curated record. The transcript is spliced from 24 exons. Gene Ontology annotation, cellular component: actomyosin contractile ring. Lineage: Eukaryota; Metazoa; Chordata; Mammalia; Rodentia; Octodontidae.
AAUUUGAGCCACCCUUUCUGCCGUCUCACAGUGGACACGCGACGCCUGGGGCGAUGGACCCAUUUACGGAGAAACUGCUGGAAAGAACCCGUGCCAGGCGGGAGAACCUGCAGAGAAAAAUGGCUGAGCGGCCCACGGCUGCUGCCCGGUCUGCGGCCCAUGCCAAACGACUCAGGGAGCCUCUCUCAGAAGCAAGUAACCAGCAGCCCCAAUCUGGUGGUGAAGAGAAAUCUUGUACAAAGCCAUCACCAUCAAAAAAGCGCUGUUCUGACAACACUGAAGUAGAAGUUUCUAACUUGGAAAAUAAGCAGCCACUUGACACAGCUGCUGUGAAAUCUUGUUCUCCCAGCCUUGCAUCUCCUCAGGCACAGCCGGCAGCACCUGCUGGGCUCAGGGACUCCGUGGCUGUCCCAGCGUCACUGCUGGGCCCAGAGAGAAAGCUCAACCCGAGUCUGGAAGCAGCUGCAGGCUCCUCUGUUAAAACCCGCAUGCAGAAGCUCGCAGAGCAGCGGCGCCGCUGGGAUAACGAUGCCACAGAAACAUUUUCAGAUGAUGUGCCCCCAAGCUCCCACCUCUCUCCAGUGCCAUCCAAGGAAAAGGUUUCCUCCCCCCCCAAGUCUCCCAUUUCUGGGGCAUCAGCAGCCCCGAUUGGGAGAAGGGGCCGCCUGGCCAACCUUGCUGCCACCAUUUCCUCCUGGGAAGAUGAUGUAAGUUACUCAUCUGCAAAGCAAAACAGUGGACUAGAACAGCCUGGUACCACUUGUUUAUCCAAAUUUUCCUCUGCAAGUGGAGCAUCUGCUAGGAUCAAUAGCAGCAGUGUUAAGCAGGAAGCUACAUGCUGUUCCCAAAGGGAUGGCGAAGCAGCUUUGAACAAAGCCUCAUCCUCCAGUGCUGCUGCUGCCUCUGUGCUUCACGCCUCAGUUUCCAGCUCUGUGAAAGCUGCUGCUUCCCCUGUGAAGUUGUCAGCAUCCAACACCAGUGCUAAGAACUGUGAACUACAAAAUCCUGAGGUGCUGCAAAACACCGUUAGUCCUCAGCAAAUUGAGGAGUCAAAACCUGCCAGGAAGUCCGCCUUAUCCCAGGGAGUUGGGCCCAAAGAAGAGGGAAACAGAGAAAUUUAUCUGCAGUCUCAAUCUAAAGACAAAUCUACAACUCCAGGAGGAAGAGGAAUUAAACCUUUCCUGGAACGCUUUGGAGAGCGUUGUCAGGAACGCAGCAAAGAAAGCCCAGUUCGUAGCACGCCCCACAAGACUCCUGUUGUUACCCCAAACACAAAAGCCAUCCAAGAAAGAUUGUUCAAGCAAAAUGCAGGUUCAUCUACCACCCAUGCAGCACAGCAGCUCAAGCAGGAACGCCAGAGAGAACUAGCAUGUCUCCGCGGCCGAGUUGACAAGGGCCAUUUAUGGAGCGCAGGGAAAGGCGGGGACUCAGCAAGCAAGCAGACCGAAAGCACACAGGAAAUUCAGAGUCAGGACACUCCCCUCAAGAAACAUCAAGUUAGCUCCAAAGCACAGUCUCUCCCAGUAGUAGAGAAGGUGACAGAAAACCAGAUACCAGCCCCAACUUCCAGUACAGAACCUACAGGUUUCACUGAAUGCAACAUGACAAAGUCUAGCCCUUUGAAAAUAACAUUGUUUUUAGAAGAGGAUAAGUCCCUGAAAGUGACACCAGACCCAAAAGUUGAACAGCAGACUGAAGUGGUUCGUGAGAUUGAGGUGAAUGUGGAUGGCGAUGACGCUGGUGAUAUCAACAGUUCAAAAGUGAUUAAUGACCUCUUCAGUGACGUCCUCAAAGGCAGUGACUUGGAUGGGGAGCAGAACCAGGAGGAGAUGGAUGAGGUGAUAGCGGUGAGCGGUGAGGAGCAGGAGGACGCACUGAACAUCUCGUCCAUGUCUUUACUUUCGCCCUUGGCACAGACAGUUGGUGUGGUAAAUCCAGAGAAUUUCACUUCCUCACCUAAAUUAGAAUUGAAGGACACCAGUGUAAGUGAUGAAAGCCCCAAGCCAGGCAAAUUCCAGAGAACCCGCGUGCCUCGAGCAGAGUCUGGGGAUAGCAUUGGCUCUGAAGAUCGAGAUCUUCUUUAUAGCAUCGAUGCGUAUAGGUCUCAGAGAAUCAAAGAAACAGAGCGACCUUCAGUAAAGCAGGUGAUUGUUCGGAGGGAAGAUAUAACUUCAAAACUGGAUGAGAAGAAUACCUUUUCUUGUCAGGUUAACAUCAAACAGAAAAUUCAGGAGCUCAACAAUGAGAUCAACUUGCAGCAGACAGUGAUUUACCAGGCCAGCCAGGCUCUCAGCUGCUGCGUCGAUGAGGAGCACGGCAAGGGCUCCCGGGAAGAGGCCGAGGCAGAGAGACUGCUGCUAAUCGCAACUGAGAAGAGAGCACUUUUAAUUGAUGAGCUGAAUAAACUGAAGAGUGAAGGUCCUCAGAGGAGGAACAAGGCUGGUGUGAUAGCCCCGAGUGGAUUUGCGGCAUCCAGAGGAUCAGUUACUUUGUGUGAUAUCUGCCUGCCUCUGAAAGCGGAUUUUGUUUGUGGCACGGCUCAGAAAUCUGAUGCAGCCAAUUACUAUUACUUAAUUAUGCUAAAAGCAGGAGCUGAGAAUAUGGUGGCCACACCACUAGCAAGCACUUCAGACUCUCUCAGUGGCGACGCUCUGACAUUCACUACUACGUUUACUCUACAAGAUGUGUCUAAUGAGUUUGAAAUAAAUCUUGAAGUUUACAGCUUGGUACAAAAGAAAGAUCCUUCAGGUCCUGAUAAGAAGAAAAAACCAUCCAAGUCCAAGGCUAUUACUCCAAAGAGACUCCUUACAUCUAUAACCCCAAAAAGCGGCCUUCAUUCUUCAGUUAUGGCCAGCCCAGCAGGCCUCCACGCCGUGCGCACCAGCAACUUUGCCCUCGUUGGGUCUUCCACGUUGUCCUUAGCAUCUGUAGGAAGCACGAAGUUUGCUCUUGACAAGGUGCCCUUUUUGUCUCCUGUGGAAGGUCAUGUUUGUUUAAAAAUAAACUGUCAAGUCAAUUCAAGUGUUGAAGAAAAAGGUUUUCUAACUAUAUUUGAAGAUGUAAGCGGCUUUGGUGCCUGGCAUAGAAGAUGGUGUGUUCUUUCUGGAAACUGUAUCUCUUAUUGGACCUAUCCAGAUGACGAGCGGCGGAAGAAUCCCAUAGGAAGGAUAAACCUGGCCAAUUGUACCAGCCGUCAGAUAGAGCCAGCCAACAGGGAAUUUUGUGCAAGACGCAACACUUUUGAACUCAUUACUGUCCGGCCACAGCGAGAAGACGACCGGGAGACUCUUGUCAGCCAGUGCAGGGACACGCUGUGUGUCACCAAGAACUGGCUGUCUGCAGACACGAAAGAGGAGCGGGACCUCUGGAUGCAGAAGCUCAACCAGGUCCUUGUGGACAUUCGCCUCUGGCAGCCGGAUGCGUGCUACCAGCCUAUUGGGAAGCCGUAAGCUGCGGGAAUUGCCACAUCCUGUGGAGACUGUCUUGUGCUAUGUCCUAAAUGUUUCUUAAGAAAACAUACUUUAGAGCAUCAGAUUUACUGAUUGCAUUUAGAGCUUUACAUAGGAAAGGGUUUGUGCAAAUAUUCACUACAUAUUAUGCAGUAUUUAUGUCUUUUGUAUGUAAUAUGUCAACUGCUUUCUGUCAUUGAUAAAUGAUUGGAAGUCAAUUCAUUAUAGUUGUUGUUGCUAAAUCUAAAUUUAAGAGUCUCAUUUUCCUAGAAAUAUAAUUGUUAAGUUGUUUAUGACAAAAUAUUUUUUAAAAGUGUGAAACUCUUGAGUUGUUUUCUUAGGGCUGUGAUCUUGAAGCCGCAGGGUCUUCCAGGGUUGGGACGGACACCUCUGCUUUGGUGAUCCCUUCUCAGGCUCGGUAGGAUUUUCAAAAGUUUGUAAUCAUCUCCUGGUCAAUGACCUGUUAAUGCAAUACUGAAAGAAAAAUUCUAAGGGACUCUAGAAGCAUUGUUAAAAAUGGAGAUGAGCACUUUUUCAAAUAGCAAAUGUAUUAGUUUAGAGCUUGAGGCUUCCUUCAAGAAAAGAUAUAGGCAGGUGACAUUGUGUGAAAUUUGGUGUUAAAUAUUUUAUAUGGGAGAUUUAAUCAUGUGGUUUACAUUUACUCAGCUACAUAUGCAGUGUGGUGCACAUUUUCACAGAAUUCAUGCUUUAUUGAAAUAAUUAUUUUUGCCAUGUGGCUUACAGACUCCCAAACGUUAGCAUAUUAAUUCUGUGGUAUAACAAGAACAAAUGUAAUGAGGAUCCUUUAUAUUAAAAGAAGUACACUUCUACCAAGCUGCUAUAGAAUAAUACUUUGCUUGCCAAAGUUGUCCUUUUUUAUGUCUGUGUAUGAUAGUAUCUAGCAACCUGUUUUGAAAUCAUUCUGAAAAACGUUAAUUCUUAUAUUACCUUUAAAAACCUAGUACCUUUUGUCAUUAUAAAAUAUUUGUACAACAUUUAUCUCAGCUUUUAAGUACACUUUGAACUUCUUUUCUGAAUUGUUAAUUGAAAUUUCAUUUAAAACACUAA